Histoplasma capsulatum G186AR is the source of this 414-nucleotide messenger RNA. RefSeq lists its product as uncharacterized. The record is from RefSeq and is a predicted model, not a curated record. The transcript is spliced from 3 exons. Lineage: Eukaryota; Fungi; Ascomycota; Eurotiomycetes; Onygenales; Ajellomycetaceae. Bases 1 to 414 code for a protein of 137 amino acids.
AUGGCCCUUGUUGAGGGAGAAAAGGGGGAGUCGAAACUGUCGGGUAGGAUCAAGGCGAAAAAAUUGGGCUCCAGGCGCUUCUUCAAAGCAAAGAGUGAACAUAAUAUUUCUACCAGCGAGAUGAACAGGGAAGAAAAGACACCGGCAAAUGAGUUGUGUAAUGAGUGCAAUGAAGAUUCUCAAGAUAGAAUCCUCCAGCGAGAGGAAAUGACCUUGGCAGAUCAAAGUCAAUCUUCGCACAACAUCGUGGGAAAUCAGCAGCUAAUUAAUUCUUGUGGGGAACAUACCGUCCACACGAAAGAUAAGAAAAAGAAGGAGAGAAAGCAACUGUUGCAGAGAGAAGAGCAAGAUGACCUGAGAGAUGUCACUCCAGCUGGGGAUUUGUCUCGAGUUACAUGGCUGAACCACCCCUGA